UUACACUUUUCGACACGUUUUUAUUUUAAAUUUAUUUAAUUUUUUUAUAUAAAUAAUAUAAUUCUAGACCUGUACUGUUUAUUGAUAAGACCUAAAGCAUUUACAUUCGUGGAUCGAAUGUAAAUUAGUUAUUCCUUUGUAGGUUUAGAAAAAAUACUGAUACCAGAUUAUGUUGAUGCAUUUAAGUUUCUUUUUGAUACUUGGAAGAUGAGUGAGGGAAACGUCAAAGCGAGCUGUGUCGUAAAAAACACUGAGAAACUUCUAGAAGAAAAACGUUUGUUAGAUUUUACUGUCCGUGUUGAGGACGUUGAGUUGCCAUGUCACCGUGUUAUUCUGGCAGCGUCGUCACAUUUCUUCAGAGCACUUUUAAUGACAGACAUGAAGGAGGCUAAAGAGGGUUGUGUAACGAUCAAUGGGAUUUCAUUGGAUAUAUUCCAGCUUAUUUUAAAGUCGAUGUACACGGGAAAGAUUACAUUAACGAUAGACAAUUGUAUGGACUUAUGGCAGGCAGCAGAUCAACUACAGAUAGAUUUUAUUGUGGAAAAUUGUGCAGAUUUCGCUACAAAAGUCACUAGUGUUGAAAAUUUUGAGGAUAUGUGGAAAAUAGCAAAAAAUUAUAACUCUGACAAACUUUGUAGUUUUUUAGACAAGUUUUUGUUAGACAACUUUGACACCAUUAGCCAGAUCAAUGUUAGGGCUAUAAUGGAACUUGGUUUCAUUGAUUUUAAUCGAUUGAUCGUAUCUUACGAUCUGAAUGUAAGGAAUGAAGACUGGCUUUUAAAACUGGUAUUAAAGUGGGUUGAAUAUAUACCAGAAAAAGACAACAAUGAAGACAAAUUAACUGACACGAAAAAUGAAUCAGCGAGCGAAAUUAUUUCUGAUAAUGCAUCAGAGUUAAGUCUCAUACCUACCGAGACAGAUAAACUAAAUAAAAUUCAGAGUAACAGAAUCCGAAAGCUUACAUCAUUAUUGAAUUCUGUGAGGACGUGUCUUGUGAGUACACCACUUCUGAAACAUUUGCUAAAACAUCGACUGAUAAUCAACAACACUGAAGCUAGAGAUAUUUUGAUUGAUGCUGUGUUGUAUAAGACAACACAUUAUAACCACGGACAAUGGCGAACAAGUGCCAUACAUCGAGGCUCUAGUGAAUGGCUGAAUUGCGGUGUUAUUUGCAUAAAUAACGAAUUUGUAAUCGUAGAAGCGUAUGAACCGAACGUGUACACCUGUGUACAGUGUAGUGAACUUCGUUUGGACGUAUCAUUAGUUGUUUUUGAUUCAUAUUUGUUCGCCACUGGGGUUAAAGAUUCGGCCGAAACAAACAGCAGUUUGUAUGUUUUAUGCAGGAAAUCAUGGAAGAAAAUCACAGAAAUACCAGGGCGUCGAUUGAUCUUGGUCUCGUAUGAUCAGUGCAUUUUUAUUUUGAGCAAAAACAAGCCAGAAAUUUAUCAAAUAUUCCCGAAAUGUUGGAAUCCAAAAGUGGAAGAAUUUUCAAAGUUACCAGAGAUAUUUAAAGUUCGACAGGCUAUACAUUAUGAGAGGAUGAUUCUGAUUUUCAGUUCUGUUACCGUCAAUGGUGAAGAGAAAACAGCAGUUCAUCAGCUGGACAUUCUAACAAAGAAAUUAACAGAAUUAGAACAAUUGAAUGGACCAGCGAAGCAUCUCAUCAGUUUCAGUGAUGAUGACAGUAAUUAUAUUUUACAAAAGAAUGGGGAUAUGCACACUAUUAAAUGUGAACUUGGGAAAGUAGUUUUUCAGUUGAUUGGUACCAUGGAGAACUUGCCGAGGAAAUUUCAAGGUGCAUUGACUUACAAGAAAAGACUAGUUAUUUCCUAUCCAGUGUUAUCAGAAAAGCAAUUUAAGAAAGUACAUUUUGAUAUGUUGAAGGAUUAUUUUGAGGAGUUUUCAGGUUGGGGUUACAUUGAUUUUCCAUGUUCAAAUUUGAUUCCAGCUGUUCUACCAAAAAAUGAAUUGACCCUAUUAGGAAAAAAAACAAACAGUUUUUAACCGAUCAGUUUGCUAGCGAAAUUGGGUUGUAUUGUUUAAUACUAUCAGCCUUAAAACUACAGCAUGGCAUAAAGUAUCAGAAAUACUUUUCUUUUAAAAUAUAGACAUGUCUCUAAUAAUCAGAA
This is a messenger RNA of Physella acuta, 2129 nucleotides long. Its product is annotated as kelch-like protein 22. Gene Ontology annotation, molecular function: protein binding. NCBI's taxonomy places the organism in Eukaryota, Metazoa, Mollusca, Gastropoda, Physidae. The record is from RefSeq and is a predicted model, not a curated record.